AUGGCCCAUAUGGCAUUAGCCAGAGCCCUGGGAUGGGCCAUUUUUGUGCUCCUGGUGACGGCAAAUUUCGCCGAGUGCAUCGGCGUGAACUGGGGUACUCAAGCAGCACAGCCUUUGGAUCCUAGCAUCGUGGUUCAAAUGCUUCAAGACAACAAGAUUCACAAGGUUAAAUUGUUUGAUUCAGAUCAUUGGACUGUGAAAUUCUUUGCAGGGACUGGCAUUGAAGUCAUGCUUGGCAUCCCUAAUGACCAGUUGUCUAAGCUUUCUCAUUACCGUAAUGCCAAAGAUUGGGUGAAACAAAAUGUUUCCACACAUAUAUAUGAUGGAGGUGUUGAUAUCAAGCAUGUUGCUGUUGGCAAUGAGCCAUUCUUGAAGAGCUACAAUGGUUCCUUUACACACACCGUUUUUCCAGCAUUAAAGAAUGUUCAAAGGGCUCUUGAUGAAGCUGGACUUGCAGACAAAAUCAAAGCAACCAUCCCACAAAAUGCAGAUGUCUAUGACUCUGGUUCAGGGGGUCCAUCAGAAGGAAAUUUCCGCUCAGACGUUAGAGGUCUUAUGAUCGAAAUAGUCAAUUUUCUCAAGGAGAACAAAUCCCCGUUUAUUGUGAACAUCUACCCCUUUCUCAGCUUGUAUCAAAAUCCAGAUUUCCCCAUUGGAUUCGCCUUUUUUGAUGGUAACGCGCAACCCAUCAGGGACCACAAUGUCCAAUAUACCAACAUGUUUGAUGCAAAUCUAGACACACUGGUAUCGUCCUUGAGAAAAGCUGGGGCUCCUAAUUUGGAGAUAAUUGUGGGAGAGAUUGGUUGGCCUACAGAUGGAGACGUUUAUGGGAAUGCCACUAUGGCUCAAAAAUUUUAUGACGGCCUUUUCAAGAAAAUGGUAGCUUCCAAGAAAGGAAGUCCGCUGCAUCCAGAACCUGUGGAGGUCUAUCUUUUCAGUCUAACAGAUGAGAAUCUGAAAAGCAUUGAUCCAGGUUAUUUUGAGAGGCACUGGGGGAUUUUUCGCUACGAUGGACAGCCUAAGUUUGCAUUGGAUUUUAGUGGCCAAGGGAACAACAAAAUGCCGAUUGGGGCAAAAAACGUUCACUACUAUCCUGCACAAUGGUGUGUGUUUGCCGGUGCAAAAGACAUGAAUAUGGUCAUACCUAAUCUAGAAUAUGCGUGUCAGCGAAGUGAUUGCUCAACCAUGAUAGCUGGAGGAUCCUGUAGUAAAUUGGACAAGAAUAAGCAGGUAUCUUAUGCGUUCAACAUGUAUUUUCAGAUAAACAACCAAGACGUUGAAGCCUGUAAUUUUCAAGGUAUGGCCAAAAUUAUCGAAGGAAAUGCCUCAACAUCAGAAUGUCUCUUCCCAAUAGCAAUUGAGAGUGCUGGAGGAAGACUCGAGAAUGGGAUAGGAGUGAGCAUUCUUGUUGCAAUUCUGAUCUCCCUUGUAUUUUUCUAGGAUAUGCAAUUCUGUUUCCUGGAUCGGCAUAUUUUGUAAUUCCAACACUGGAUUUCAUAUAUUAGGUAGGUAGAACCCCAGAUUGGGAAAAAGCUCUCAAAGAAUAGCUGACAACCUUACAACCAUC
Messenger RNA from Coffea eugenioides, 1567 nucleotides. RefSeq names its product glucan endo-1,3-beta-glucosidase 8-like. Gene Ontology annotation, biological process: carbohydrate metabolic process. The transcript has 2 exons. The record is from RefSeq and is a predicted model, not a curated record. Gene Ontology annotation, molecular function: hydrolase activity, hydrolyzing O-glycosyl compounds. The coding region runs from base 1 to 1440 and encodes 479 amino acids. Lineage: Eukaryota; Viridiplantae; Streptophyta; Magnoliopsida; Gentianales; Rubiaceae. Gene Ontology annotation, cellular component: plasma membrane.